Messenger RNA from Aspergillus saccharolyticus JOP 1030-1, 1164 nucleotides. RefSeq names its product UDP-glucose:hexose-1-phosphate uridylyltransferase. Gene Ontology annotation, biological process: beta-D-galactose catabolic process via UDP-galactose, Leloir pathway. The transcript is spliced from 4 exons. Gene Ontology annotation, molecular function: zinc ion binding; UDP-glucose:hexose-1-phosphate uridylyltransferase activity. The record is from RefSeq and is a predicted model, not a curated record. NCBI's taxonomy places the organism in Eukaryota, Fungi, Ascomycota, Eurotiomycetes, Eurotiales, Aspergillaceae. Gene Ontology annotation, cellular component: cytoplasm. Bases 1 to 1164 code for a protein of 387 amino acids.
AUGGUUGAAAAGGUUCUCGACGACAUCUCCCACCGCAGAUAUAACCCUCUGCGCGGGUCGUCCAUCUUGGUCUCCCCUCACCGGACCAAGCGUCCCUGGCAAGGUCAGCAGGAGAGUCCGUCUAAGACCACGUUGCCCUCGUAUGAUCCUGCCUGCUAUCUCUGCCCGGGCAACAAGCGCGCUCAGGGCGACUCCAACCCCAAGUAUGACAAGACUUUCGUCUUCGUGAACGAUUACAGCGCAGUCAAGGAGGAGCAAGCCCCGUAUACGCCGGAGAGCACUGAAGAAGCCGAGUCCUUCUUCCUCAAGGCAGAGCCUGUCACCGGAAAAUGCUACGUGCUCACUUUCUCGGCGGCCCACAACCUGACCCUUGCGGACCUGUCCCCCGCCGAGAUCAUCCCCGUCAUUGACGCUUGGACCCAGCUGUACACGGCGCAUCUGUCGCCCAAGUCUCCGCUGGCAGCGAUCGCCCCCGCGACCACGCUGCCCCCCGAUGCGCCGACGGCCAGCCAGACGGCACCCAAGCAGCAGUACCGCUACAUGCAGAUCUUCGAGAACAAGGGCGCCGCCAUGGGAUGCUCGAACCCGCACCCGCACGGCCAGGUGUGGACCACCAGCUCGCUGCCCGAAGAGCCCGCCAUGGAGCUGGAGCAGCUGCAGAAGUACCGUCGCGAACACGGCGGCAAGCACAUGCUAGAGGACUAUGCCGCGCUGGAGUCCCGCAAGCAGGAGCGCGUCGUCUUUGAGAACGACAGCUUUCUCGUCGUGUGUCCCUGGUGGGCCGUCUGGCCCUUUGAGACCAUGGUCGUCAGCAAGAAGCACAAGCGCGCGCUAGUGGACCUCAACGACACCGAAAAGGCCCACCUGGCUGAGGCCAUCGCCGAGGUCACUCGUCGGUACGAUAACCUGUUCGAGACGCACUUCCCCUACAGCAUGGGUAUCCAUCAGGCGCCGCUGGAGGGCACCGCAGAGGAGGUCGAGGCCUCGUACCUGCACCUGCACUUUUAUCCUCCGCUGUUGCGCAGUGCUACCGUGCGCAAGUUCUUGGUCGGAUAUGAGAUGCUCGGCGAGCCUCAACGUGACAUCACUCCGGAGCAGGCGGCGGCUAGACUCCGUGGCUGCGGCGGAGAAUUGUACCGCAAGAAGAUGGAUGCAAGUUCUUGA